AUGGGAAGCAUGAUGGCUGGUACGUAUUUAUUGAUUAUUUUGUUAUGUUCUUAUUCUAUGCUGCCUUUGAACAGUGGGAUAGUAUCAUGGGACCAGGUUUUGAGGCAUGCCAAGCUACGUAAAAAAUACGUAUCUCUUUAUGCUUCUCUCCUUAAAUUCAGCGCCAGUUGGUUGCUGGCACACGACAAUGAAGACAUUAAGAAACUAGAUCGUGAGCUUGAUAUUAAUGUGAUUCUUCAGUGGAGGUAA
Spirodela intermedia is the source of this 249-nucleotide messenger RNA. The record is from the annotation of a GenBank genome assembly. Lineage: Eukaryota; Viridiplantae; Streptophyta; Magnoliopsida; Alismatales; Araceae.